Drosophila navojoa is the source of this 877-nucleotide messenger RNA. RefSeq names its product ubiquitin thioesterase otubain-like. Gene Ontology annotation, cellular component: nucleus. Gene Ontology annotation, biological process: protein K48-linked deubiquitination. Lineage: Eukaryota; Metazoa; Arthropoda; Insecta; Diptera; Drosophilidae. The record is from RefSeq and is a predicted model, not a curated record. Gene Ontology annotation, molecular function: ubiquitin binding; cysteine-type deubiquitinase activity.
UUGGAUGUCUACACAACGAAAUCCAUUGUGAUAUUAAAGAAAAUAUUUCUUUAGAAAGGAAUCAUGGAAUCCAUUGGAAAUAAUGACGCCAAUCGUGACGAAUUAAUUAUACAACAACAGCGGGAAAUAGAAAAGGAGAUUAGUGACUCCACUCCUCUGGUCAGUGAGCAACUAGCGCUUACCUGUUUACAAGCCGAAUAUAAAGGUGAUGUGGUCUUUACAGAUAAGAUACAAGAACUAUCUAAGAAAUAUAAAUUUAUUCGGCGCACUCGACCCGAUGGUAAUUGUUUCUUCAGAGCUUUUGCUUAUUCGUAUUUGGAAUAUUUGAUCACAAAUAACAGUGCUUACCAAGAAUUCCGAAAACUUGCUGAAACUUCUAAAGACAAACUUGUGGAGCUUGGGUUUCCUAGUUUUACAUUGGAAGACUUUCAUGAAACUUUUAUGGAUGUAAUCAAACGUGUAUGCCCCAUUAAUUCCGAAACAACUGAAAAAGUGAAAAAUGAACUACAUACAGUAUUUAACGACCAGGGAUAUUCCGAUUAUGUAGUCGUUUACUUGCGCCUUAUAACGUCUGGAAAACUUCAGGAAGAUGCGGACUUCUAUCAACAUUUUAUUGAGGGUGACUUUUCAAUUGAAGAAUUUCGUCACCAAGAAGUCGAGCCAAUGUAUAAGGAAUCAGAUCAUAUACAUAUCAUAGCGCUGUGCACAGCGUUAGGAGUAGGUGUGCGAGUUGAGUACCUGGAUAGGGGUGAAGGUGGUCAGGUAAAAGCCCAUGAUUUUCCUGAAGGGUCGGAUCCAAAAGUUUAUCUUAUUUAUAGACCAGGACACUAUGACAUAUUAUAUCCUAACUGAAGUUGACAUGGUAAAACUAUGCCUA